Messenger RNA from Salmo salar (Atlantic salmon), 3187 nucleotides. The record is from RefSeq and is a predicted model, not a curated record. NCBI's taxonomy places the organism in Eukaryota, Metazoa, Chordata, Actinopteri, Salmoniformes, Salmonidae.
AGUUGUAUGAGGAGUGAGUGACUAUUUGCAGUUUACAGUCUAGCUGCGCUCAUUUCAGUCCAUGUUUAUUUUGCCUACUACAAUGCUGUAAUGCUUUUUGUAAGGAGAGGGCAUAUUAUAUAUUUUUAAUAAUACGGAUUUGGAUUGACCCCAUCAAUCAUCGGUUUGUUGUUUGACUUUUCUCAGGCAUACCGCUGCACCCUGACCUUUUUAAAGGGGCAAUCUGGGAUUGGGAUACAUCCUGCUGGAACACGGACAUCCUGGAUGAGUAGUGAGCAGUGAUGAGUGACAGGGAGGCAACCCAGGCCCAUGUCCUUCUGUCAUCACAGGGCCACCAGACAGCACUCCACCGAGCAGCCAUGGUGGGGAACAGUGAUAUCAUAGACGGACUCAUCAAGGGAGGCUGCGCUCUAGACCUGCAGGACAAGGACGGCAACACAGCGCUCCAUGAGGUCUCAUGGCAUGGCUUCUGUCAGUCAGUCAAACUGUUGGUCAAGGCUGGGGCUGACGUUCACGCCAGGAACAAGGCAGGAAACACAGCUCUCCACCUGGCCUGUCAGAACGCCAAUGCUCAGAGCGCCCACGUGCUGCUGCUGGGAGGCUCCAGACCAGACAUCAAGAACAAUGUGGGGGACACCUGUUUGCAUGUGGCAGCACGUUACAAUCACCUGGCCAUGAUCAAGAUUCUGGUGGGCGCCUUAUGCUCUGUUACGGAGAAAAACCAGCUAGGGGACACUGCUCUCCAUGUGGCGGCUGCCCUAAACCACAAGAAAACUGUUCAGCUCCUCCUGGAGGCAGGGACUGACGGCAACGCACGGAACAAAGCAGGGAAGACUGCCCUGGACAAGGCCAGAGACUACAACCACAAAGACGUGUCUCUCCUGCUGGCCAGAGCUCCUCAGGUCCACUGUUUCACUAGAGGAAGGACGGUGAGGAAGAAAAGGGACCGGCUGAAGGCAGAACGCAGAACCCAGUCUGUCACCAGAGAAGAAAUGCUGCCCAACAAGGACAGUGGGUACAUGGCUGAGGCGUCUCACUGUAGUGAGCGUAUGGCCAGCAGGGCCGGCCUCAACAGAGCAGAGCUGCCUCACCAUCAUCACCACCGCCUUCACUACAGUAAAACAUCAGUCCCCCCAACCAGCCCUUACCACAGAAGGAGAAGACAUAAGCUUUUCAAAGAACAGGUGCUUGGGGGUGUCUCAGGGGAUUGGGUUGUGAGGAUAAAGACAAUUUCUGUUCUCUGCAAGAUAAUGGACAUUAAAGUCUUCUUCUUCCAGGCCUUGGCAGAGGAUACUCCUAGAAGAAGAAUGAAUGGCCAUCUCGACCUCCACAGGAAGAGCAGACUGUGUACACGUGAUGAAGCCCCUCCUCACAACGGCAAAACCUAUCAGCUAUACACCCUGUACCGCGACAAGGACGGCAAUGUCAAACAGGCCCCAGCCAAUGGCUGCCACUGUAAGCCCCUGAUCAAGAGGCUAGAGGGAGAGCUGAACGCCACUAAAGAGGAGAUGAGGACACAGAUGCUGACGGUUCAGGAGCAAGUCUAUACUAGGCUUGGGAGGAUGGACCGCAAGAGCAUACACCAGAUCAAAGUGCUGGACAUGCUGACCCAGGAGAGGGUGGCAGCAGAGAGGAUGGAGUGCCUCUACAGGAUGGACCAGAGAGCUGCCCAGGGCAGAGAGGAGGCACAGAGGAGACAGCAGGCAGCAGCGACCCAGGAGCUGAAGAGGUGGUGCAUGACUCAGAUCCAGGAUAUGGACUUCCACCUCCCAGCCGACCCCCAGUACUACAAGCUGCUCCCCUCUCCGUCGGUGGAGCAGUCUGUGGGGGACGAUGGAGACUCAGAGUGCCUCCCCCUGCUCUCUGUCUUCUCUGGGGACAGCAGCAGCUCUCUGGCUACCUACGUCAACCGGCUGCCAUGCCCCUCACCCUCGCCCUCAACCACCCACAAUGCACCACACAGUCCGGCGAUGGAGCAGGGCCAGGGUCAGGGGUCGGGCAGGAAGUACUUUGAGCUGAAGCUGGACAGAUCACCAGAUAACUACCAGAACACUACUCUUCUCCCUCUGCCAGCUCAACACCAUCACCCAGGAAUCCUCCUGAGCUCUACCGCCCCCCGGUGUCAGCAUCCAGAACUGCUCGACAAUCCCAUUCCGGGGCUGAUCUGGGAGGGCUGCUCCCGCAGUGUCAGCAGCAGCCAGUCUCCCACCAGCAACUGGAAGCAGGGCCGGGGCCAGGACAGUCAUGGCUGGCACCACAGGAAGCACCUCCGGGACCGGAUCAGGACGCGUGGCCUGAUGAGACCACCCAGUGUCGGGACCAGGACCCUGGAGUUCUUCAUGGACAGACCCCCUGAGCCCACAUUCAGUCAGGAGAGAAACAACCUACACGCCAUGGAGGUGACCCAGAGGUUCUUUGAGACAGUGUCCACUCAGCUGGAGUGCUGGUAUGAGAGGAAGAUCCAGGAUGCCAAGCGGCAGGCAGAGCUCAAGGCACAGCAGGACAGGACCGAACUCCUGCAGCGAAUUAGAAGCCUGGAGGAGGAGCUUGAACAGCUCAGGAUGACCAAUGGGAGCACAGACAGUUGAUGCUAACCGGGCUGACAUCAUGAGUUUGAGCAGAGGAAGAGGCGAAGCGAGAGGGUUUACUCUGCCCAAAAUCUGUCCACAAAAAUAAGACCACAAAGUGAGGAAUUUUUUAUGGAGGACAAUGAGUCGAAUUUGGUUAAGAAAAACUUGAAUUGCUAACUUGAUCAAAUAAAAGUUUUGUAAUGGUUAGGUUGUUACGAAUGCACUGAUAUAAGUGAACGCAUGUGGCAUUUCGCCAACUUAAAAAAAAUAAAACUUCAUCUGAGUUGUGCCUUUUGUUCACACACGUAUCUGCCCUCUAUUGGCUAGAAUAGUCCCACCUGAUGUCGACUACUUUGGCCUGCCUUCCAUCAAAGACAAUACAGUGCUUCCAUCUUUGAGGACACUCAUUUCCAAUGUUAGUGGUCACUUGACUAUCUUGUCAAUAUAAUAGAUUGUCUUUGGUUUGACCCUUACCUUAACCUAAUUGUAACCAAUUUGAAAAUGAAAUAUCACAUCUGCUACGUCCCCUUUGUUUUUCCCAUUUAUUGCUUAUACAGUGCCUUGCAAAAGUAUUCAUCCCCCUUGGUGCUUUUUCAAUUUUAUUGCAUUACAACCUG